This is a messenger RNA of Psilocybe cubensis, 1620 nucleotides long. RefSeq lists its product as uncharacterized. The transcript is spliced from 13 exons. Lineage: Eukaryota; Fungi; Basidiomycota; Agaricomycetes; Agaricales; Agrocybaceae. Gene Ontology annotation, molecular function: protein binding; structural constituent of ribosome; metallopeptidase activity. The record is from RefSeq and is a predicted model, not a curated record. The coding region runs from base 1 to 1620 and encodes 539 amino acids. Gene Ontology annotation, biological process: translation. Gene Ontology annotation, cellular component: ribosome; cytosolic large ribosomal subunit.
AUGUCCAGCAGCACGGCCCUCAAGACGUUCUCCCUGACCAAUGAAAUCCUUGAAGUAUCACCCCAGGAUGAAAUCUAUCGUUUCGAUGUGGAGGCUGACAAGAAGAUCAACAACGAGCAACCAUGGACGAAAGAUCCUCAUUAUUUCAAGUCGUGUAAAAUAUCUGCCAUCGCUUUAAUCAAGAUGGUGAUUCACGCCCGCUCUGGAGUCCCCUACGAGAUUAUGGGUCUUAUGCAGGGCAAGGUGAUGGGAAACUCGCUUGUCAUCAUGGAUUCGUUUGCUUUGCCGGUACAGGGGACAGAGACGCGUGUUAAUGCAGCCCACGAGGCCAAUGAGUACAUGGUGGAAUACAUCAGCCAAAGCGAGAAGGCUCAAAGAUUGGAGAAUGCCAUUGGAUGGUACCAUUCUCACCCUGGCUAUGGAUGUUGGCUUUCUGGUAUCGAUGUUAAUACCCAAAUCAACAACCAGAAAUUCCAAGAUCCGUUCGUUGCUGUGGUGAUCGACCCCAAUCGAACUAUCUCUGCUGGGAAGGUCGAUAUUGGCGCUUUCCGUACAUUCCCAGAGAACUAUACACCACCCAAUGUUUCCCCUUCAGAAUACCAAUCAAUCCCGUUGAACAAAAUUGAAGAUUUUGGUGUCCAUGCAAACCAGUAUUAUCAAUUAGAGGUGGAAGUGUUCAAGUCCAGUUUAGACAACGACCUAUUGGCCAUGUUGUGGAACAAGUACUGGGUUAACACGCUGAGUCAAAGCCCACUUGUAUCGAACAGAGCAUAUGCUGUAUCACAGUUAACCGAUUUGCAUCAGAAGUUGGCAAAAGCACAGAACUCCGUCGCAAAUACACGUGCAACAGCUCCCACUAUCAAAGAUAAAGACAUAUCGGUGGCCUCACAAAAGCAAAAGGAGAAGGAAGAGAAAAAGAAAGAGGACAAUCAACUCACGAAAGGUGUCAAAGACAGCACGAAGAUCGCUGUAGAGGCACAGCAUGGACUAAUCGCACAAGUGAUCAAAGACGUAGUCUUUUCCAUGCGACCCAAUGGUCAAUCUUCGUCGACGGCGACGGUAGAAGACGUGACUGAUAUGGCUAUCGAAAACACCCCUCCGCCAACAAUGGGUCUCCAGGAAUAUCAGGUCGUCGGUCGUCACUUGCCCACGGAGGCGGAGCCUACACCCAAAAUCUAUCGUAUGCGCAUUUUCGCGCCUAACGAGGUCGUUGCCAAAUCCCGCUUCUGGUACUUCCUGAGGCAACUCAAAAAGGUCAAGAAGGCCAAUGGUGAAAUCAUUGGUGUCAAUGUCAUCCACGAGAAAAAGCCAUUGAAGGUCAAGAACUUCGGUAUCUGGCUUCGCUACGAUUCUCGCUCCGGAACCCACAACAUGUACAAGGAGUUCCGUGAACUCACCCGUGCCGAUGCCGUCAAGAGUCUCUACCAGGACAUGGCUGCCAGGCAUCGUGCCCGCUUCAGGUCUAUCCACGUUCUCCGUGUUGUCGAGAUCGAGAAGACCGAGGAUGUCCGUCGCCCAUACAUCAAGCAACUUCUCACCCCCAACCUCAAGUUCCCCCUCCCACAUCGUGUUGCGAAGUUCCGCUCGACCUUCGUCGCCAACCGCCCUGCCACUUUCUAA